GCUGUGGAUCAGGGCCUUGGGGAGAGUGUCCAUUCUUGCUCCUCAUCUAACAAUGUACCUCACCCGAAAUUGAAACCCAAGCCCCUUUCGCCGGGACUCUCCGUAAAACCACUCAAAAUGAGACAAAACUUGCGCCUAAUGUCAAUCUUCGUUGGCUUCCCAGAGCCCUGUCGACUCGCGCCACCCAAACACGAUUACUAAAACACCCCUCAUUCCCCAACAUGCGGCUCAACAGCUAGGCCGGGUUCUCACACACCUGACGACCGACAUCAUCUCUCCCGUCUUCCCAGUUUUGUGUCGUUUGUUCCACCCCAGACUUUCACCGAACAUGUCAGGCCUGGAAGUCCUCAGCGUCGCCUCCAGCAUCAUCUCAAUCGUCGACGCAGUCUCAAAAGUCAUCAGCGCGUGCCAAGACAACUACGGCUUCCCCGACGCCGUUAGGGACGCCUACACUCGCUUACCAUUGGUGGUAGACAUUGCUAUCGGAAGGAGAGUGUGGAAAAGUGGAAGAAGAGGCAAGGGCACUCGAGUUGUAGCUUUAUGCCAACCAAAAAACCAAAGGGACAGUGGUCCGUGGGCAUUAGACUCGCACUUGCAGGAAUAAAAGAAGGCAUCAUCAGGUUUUCCGGAGAGGCAAAAAGGCCAAAAGAUAAGGUAUGCAGG
Molecule: messenger RNA, 663 nt
Organism: Neurospora tetraspora
Lineage: Eukaryota; Fungi; Ascomycota; Sordariomycetes; Sordariales; Sordariaceae
Exons: 1
Coding region: 329-604 (91 amino acids)
Source: RefSeq, a predicted model, not a curated record